Messenger RNA from Linum tenue, 1299 nucleotides. The record is from the annotation of a GenBank genome assembly. NCBI's taxonomy places the organism in Eukaryota, Viridiplantae, Streptophyta, Magnoliopsida, Malpighiales, Linaceae.
AUGGAAAAACAAAGAUGGCGACGAGAGUGGCGGUCAGCACUCAUCGUCAAAGUCCUUGGGCGUUCUUUUCCUUUCCCGGUGAUUUCACGCAGACUUGAGACGCUGUGGGCUAAGACGGGCAAUAUUCAAGUAGCAAGUCUAGCCUAUGGUUUCUAUGUUGUUCGAUUUACAAACCAGAUUGAUUAUGAACGCGCAUCGGUGGGCGGGCCGUGGAUGAUCAGUGACUACUACAUUACCGUUCGACCAUGGCGGCGGAAUUUUAAUCCGCAACUUGCAGAGGUUGCCUCGACUAUGAUCUGGGCUAGGCUGCCAGGCCUCCCCCGGGAGUUUAUCAACAAGGAAGCCAUAGAGCGUAUAGCGUCACGUAUUGGUAGGCCGGUCAGAGUGGAUCGUGCAACGGAAACGGGGGACCGUGGACGUUAUGGAAGAGUCAGUGUGGAAGUGGACCUUACUCGACCGCUCCUCUCCCAGUAUAAAAUAGAAGGGCUAACCUAUUACAUCGAGUAUGAAGGACUGCACCGCAUAUGCACUGAGUGUGGAAAAUAUGGACAUGCCAGAGUAUCAUGCCCGUUAUUAAGACCCAUAGACGAGCCCGUGCAGCCGAAACAGACACAGGAAGAGAAAGACAAGGCUAAUGACUCUCCGUAUGGGGAGUGGAUGGUAGCGAAACCGAAGGGUAAAAAUUGGAAGACGAAGUCAGCCACUCCUGAAGGUAACACUAAUGCGACCCUAGGUGGCAAUACCUCAUCAAUAGCCGCCAAAGAGGCCACAGGGUCACGCUUUGCGGUACUAGUGGAAGACUUGCAGAAUUUGGAAGGAGCCAAGGAUGCAGAAAUGCGACAUGAACAUGACCAUAACUCACAGGAUGCGGAAAUGGCGGACGAGGAAGCACUGACAAAAGAAAACACCCACCCCACCAACUUAGCCCAGCAGCCUCCCUCGGAUAAUUCAACUGGCGAGGGUGGGAACCAGGGUAGCACUGAUUUGAGAAGCGUGGGACACCAAAGUGUACCUCAACAGCACAAACAUGUUGGGGAAGUUCCCCAGGCAGCAGUAGUUGAGCGUUUGACGAGUGGGCAUAGGCCCAUAAGUGUGGGUACGGACUUGCUUCGGAGCCCCCAGACCUUUCAUAAUUCACAAGGAAACCGAAAGCAGAAGGCCCCGCAGAAGGAAACCUCAGCUAGUCUAAAGCAGCAUGACGGAAAGCAGGGCGGGAAGGAUAGAGUAAUUAGUGGCGGGUCGAAGAAUGGAAUGAGCAAAAAUGGUGCGGGGAACCUAUCCCCUCCACGGAUCAGAUGA